AUGUCUAAUGAUGAACUUGAAGAAAUUUAUAACCAGCUUCAUAGCGAACUGGUUAAUGUGGAGUUGAAAUCCGAGGAUGAGAUCACCAUAGAAGACUAUAAGGUAAUCCACGAUGAAUUUACUAGACUGUUGAAAACUCUCGAUUCUCCUGAUAAUCAAGAGGAUGGGUAUACUGCCGAAAGAAGUAUAGAAGAAUUAAAUCAUGACCCCGAAAAGUUAAACACCAAGUAUUCCGAGUUGCAGUUAACUGCCAUGAGAGAGUGCGUAGCCACGACGUCUAGCAUCGAGUCUGUCCUGAUUAGUAAUUUCAAGAGAGACAUUCCUAACGAUGCCAGGGCUUUUCAAAUGCUUGCAACUCAGCUGGCCGAGCUGCGUGCACAGCUCACAGUAACUCAGACUGUCUUCAAAGCUCUUCUUUCUAAAAGCUUAGAAGAUAUUACUGAAGACCGCUUUCCGACCACAGAUAUUCAUUACACGCAAGUAGAAACAUGGAAUACUAAGGAGAAGCAGCUUGUACAGCUUUUGGAUAGCCUCCGACUCAAGGUAUCUGCUAAGGGUAUUCCAAUAAAUACCGAGGAGCAUUUGAUGGCAGAGGUGCAGUGUCUUGCGAAGGAGGCUUUUGAACAUGUUCAGCAGGGUCUGCAACAGAAAAAAACACGGGAUGAGCAGCUUGUCUCGUUUUAUAAGGAAUGCAACAAGCUCAUCUUCUGGUGCCGGAAGCAAAUUUCGAAUUUAGAGUCUAUGCAGGAGCCUGACCACAUCCAGACCUUCAGUGCGACAUUAUCCGAGAGCUAUAAAACAAUGUCCAGCAAUUUUGCAGUACUAGCUCAAAAUGUUUACCCCUACAUCCAUGCAAAUCAUCAGCCUGUGCGACAGGCACUGGAGGAAGCAGACGAGCUUUGGUAUUACUUGCUGGUCUUCACGCUUGAACGGCUGUCUAAGACUCUCCUCGAGAUCCACCCAAGGUCCCCUCUGGACGUACAGGUGGAGAAGUAUGCUACAUACCCCCGUCAUGUCUUGUCGUUCCUGGACGCCUUGAGGGAUGUAGUCGAUGAUGCCGCUACGAAGAAAGGUCCCUUACCGGAGGAUAUUCCAGGGCUGCGUGUGGGUUGUGAUGAGGCGUGCAAGAUAAUUCAAAGACAUGAAUCUUCUCAGGUGGAUGGAGUCCACCGGUUUGUAAUGCGUGCACGGGCGAUGCGCAAUGCAUAUACUUUUCUCCGUGAGUCUCUGCUGACGCGGUUGACCUUUAUAUCCUCGACAGCUGACAUUGUGAUUAAUUCUAAACGUCGGCAACAUGAGUUUGAGGAAUGUGUGCGCGAGCUGAAAAGUUGGGCUGCUGACCAGGCACAUGGUGAAUCGUGGAGGGACAUUUACAGCAAGAUUGUUGAAAUCAAGUGUAUGAUAGAACGCGAAAACGAAAACAUUGAAGGUCGAAAAGUAGCUGCAGACAUACUGUAG
Molecule: messenger RNA, 1458 nt
Organism: Phytomonas sp. Hart1
Lineage: Eukaryota; Euglenozoa; Kinetoplastea; Trypanosomatida; Trypanosomatidae
Source: the annotation of a GenBank genome assembly